Messenger RNA from Lasiosphaeria miniovina, 4190 nucleotides. Its product is annotated as condensin-like protein. The transcript has 5 exons. The coding region runs from base 259 to 3927 and encodes 1222 amino acids. The record is from RefSeq and is a predicted model, not a curated record. Gene Ontology annotation, cellular component: condensin complex; nucleus; condensed chromosome, centromeric region. Gene Ontology annotation, molecular function: histone binding. Lineage: Eukaryota; Fungi; Ascomycota; Sordariomycetes; Sordariales; Lasiosphaeriaceae. Gene Ontology annotation, biological process: meiotic chromosome condensation; mitotic chromosome condensation; mitotic cell cycle.
GUCACAAACCUUCACAAACCCCAGAGACUCCAAAUCCACCACGAAUUUGGGUUUGCGACAAUCAUCACAGCGCCUGCAGGCGGCCCACUACCUUUUGCAUUCCAUUGACAGGAUCGCCUCUGCACUUCUCCCUCCCUCUCCCUGUGCUACUGCCUCUCCCUGUGUCACUGCCUACCUCGUCGCCCACUACCGACCGCUGCGGUGUCCUGCAGCGCCCCGCGACGUCGUACCCCGCCGCCCAGGCUCUUGUUGCCCGCCAUGGACAACAUCACGUUCGACAUCAACGAUGCCCUCAAGCACUACAUGAGCGAUCCGGCUAGCAUCCCGACGCCCGAGGCUGACGGUGCGCUGGUCGAUUGCGAGAACGACCCCGAGUCGCUGACAGACAACGGCAUCGUCAACAGCGUCCUCAACCCCAUUGUCGACGCUGUUGCUAACAACCUGGAUGCCAUCACGCGCAGUCACGUCUUCGACUCGUUGCAGUUCCUGUUAAAGUACACCUCCUUCCUUUCUGCACAUGCGCUGAGCAAGAUGUUUGAUCUGAUCACCUCGGGCCUCGCCGCCGAGGCCGAUGCCAUCCACCACGACCUCGAAUCCGACGAGCAGGAGCUCGUCGCACACCACAAGCAGCUGCUCGAGAUUUACGGCUUCCUCCUCCAGUGGACCAUUGCAGCCGUCGAAACAAAGGCUGCCGAGAAGUCCUCGGCCACACUGUCCACACGAGGUCGCGGCAAGCCUAAGGGUAAGAAAGAUGCGGGCGCGAACAAGGACGGCAGCUGGGACUCGUCGACGCAGCUCGAGACGGCGCUCAACACGAUGUGUAAGGUGCUUCGGCUGAAGCUGGGCAAGAUCUUUCUGACCACUUCUGAGCGGGACACCUUUAUCGGGCUCCUGACGCGACCCGUCUACAUGAUUCUCGAAAGCGAACAGCGCGUCAAAAAUACCAGCAUUCGCAUGCACACCUUCAAGGUUCUGUGCAUCGCUGUCAAGCACCAUGGCCAUGGAUACGCUGCCCAAAUUUCCAUCGUCCAGAACCUGACCUAUUUCGAACACCUCGCCGAGCCAAUGGCCGAGUUUCUCCAUAUUCUGGCCGAGCAAUACGACUACCCCCAGCUGGCCGACGAGAUUCUACGAGAACUCAGCAACAGAGAGUUCAAUGGCAACGACACCAGGGGGCCGAAGUCCGUCUCAAGCUUCAUGGUCAAGCUCUCCGAGUUGGCUCCCAGACUUGUCAUUAAGCAGGUCACUCUGCUAGCCAAGCAGCUAGACAGCGAGUCGUACACCCUGCGGUCCGCGUUGAUUGAAGUUUUCGGCAACAUGCUUGCCCACCUCACCAAAUCGGACGAGCGCGGCGAGAACCACAAGAGCCAGAUGAAUGCUUUCUUCGACGUGCUCGAAGAGCGUUUCCUCGACAUCAACCCCUACUGCCGGUGCAGAACCAUCCAGGUUUAUGUCAAGUUGUGCGAACUGGACCAGAAGUUCCCCAAACGUAGGCAGAAGGCUGCCGAACUUGCGUGCCGCAGUCUCGAGGACAAAAGCAGCCACGUGAGAAGGAAUGCUGUCAAGCUUCUUGGCACUCUGAUCAGGACGCAUCCCUUCACCGCGCUGCAUGGCGCGCAACUUGCAAGGAAAGACUGGCAGGAGCGUCUCGACAAGGUUGAGGCUGAGCUCAAUGCCCUGAAGCCUCCUGUUGAUGCUCCCGGACUCGAUGGAGACCAGGGAAAUACCACGGUCGACCAAGCGCUGCUCGACGAUGUUACUCAGAUCGAGUCGCCGAGGAAGCAACCUGCCGAGAUGACGGACGAGGAAAAGUUAGCAGCCAUCCAAAAAGCGCAAGAAGAGGCUGCGACAUCAGAAGCCAUCGAAAAGCUCACCCUCACCAAACGGUACUACAGCGAGGCGCUGAAGUUCAUCGACGUGCUGCACGAGUCUACAGGCAUGAUCUGCCAACUGCUCGGGUCAAAGAACAAGAGCGAGGUCAUCGAAGCCAUGGACUACUUUGAGAUUGGCGACGCAUACAAUAUCGAGCAGAACAAGCUGGGCAUCCGCCGCAUGCUCAAGCUGAUCUGGACGAAGGGUAACAGUGACGAGGGCAAGGGCGUGCAGACGCACCUCAUCGACUGCUACAGACGCCUGUUUUUCGAGGCUCCAGAUACGUUCAGCCCGAACGACGCUGCGAACUACAUUGCCAGGAACAUGAUCAGUCUUACCUUUGGGGCCACGCCGGCAGAGCUCACCUCGCUUGAACAGCUGCUGAGCACCAUGAUGAAAGGCGGCAUGAUCCCCGAUAUUGUCAUCGCGAAACUUUGGCAGGUGUACGGAGUUCAGAAACGGGAGAUUUCGCGGACCCAGAGACGGGGCGCCAUCAUCGUUCUCGGCAUGCUUGCGACGGCAAACCCAGAGAUCGUGGUCGGCGAGAUGGAGACAAUGCUGCGCACCGGGCUCGGCCAGCACGGGCGUGAUGAUUUGCAGCUGGCCAAGUACACCUGCGUCGCUCUUCGCCGCUUCAAUCCCAGUGGUCGCCAGGUCAAAGAGCCGACACUUCAGUUCUCGAGGCUACCAAAUGAACACGCUGUUCUGGUAAGGCUGGCGGCGAUCACCGAGGUGCCCACUGAGAGCAAGGAGUGGUAUGGCGUCGCAGAGCAAGCCAUCAACGCUAUUUACGCCAUCUCCAGACACCCCGAUGUUCUCUGCUCUGAGAUCAUCCGCCGCCGGACCAAGGCUGUGUUUUCGCCGUCGAGCUCUCGCCCCAGCUCUCGUGACUCGGUCAGGCCCGGGUCCAGCCCUGCUGAUGAAGAAGAGGGAGGCGACGCAGCCGUCGUCGGACAGUCACAGCAGCCACCGGCAAGUCCGGUGAAGAGACAAAAGAAAGACAAUGCCGUCGCCUUGUCGCAGCUGCUCUUUAUCGUCGGACACGUCGCCAUCAAGCAAAUCGUGCACCUCGAGCUGUGCGAGCUCAACUUUAAGCGCCGUAAGCAAGAAAAGGAGAAGAGCGACCAGGCGGCCAAGGAGCGUGCGUCGCUCUCUGCAGCCCCUACGAGCCGCAAAUCCUCUGCCCAAGCCAAGGAGAAGCCCAAGGAGGAAGACGAAGGCGACGAGCUUGACCUCAUCGGUGGCACGACCGAGGAUGACUUUACAGAGGCGAUGGCGCACAUCCGGGAGCGCGAGCUGCUUUACGGGCCGACUUCCCUUCUUGCCAUGUUCGGGCCCAUGGUCAGCGAGAUAUGCGCCAACAACACGACGUACAAGGACCGCGAGCUGCAGCAGGCGGCGACGCUCUGCCUGGCCAAGCUGAUGUGCGUGUCGUCCGAGUACUGCGAGGCGCAUCUGCCUCUGCUCAUCACCAUCAUGGAGCGCUCGACAGAUGCCACCGUGCGUAGCAAUGCCGUGAUUGCACUUGGCGACAUGGCGGUCUGCUUCAACCAUCUCAUUGACGAGAACACAGACUUCUUGUACCGCCGCCUGGCAGAUCCAGAGCCGUCGGUCAAGCGCACGUGCCUCAUGACGCUGACUUUCUUGAUCCUGGCUGGCCAGGUCAAGGUCAAGGGCCAGCUCGGCGAGAUGGCCAAGUGCCUCGAGGACGACGACAAGCGCAUCGCCGAUCUGGCGCGCAUGUUCUUCACUGAGCUCAGCACCAAGGACAAUGCCGUCUACAACCACUUUGUCGACAUGUUCAGCCUGCUGUUGGCGGACCAGUCGAUGGACAACGAGAGCUUCCGCCGCAUCGUCAGGUUCCUGCUUGGGUUCGUCGAAAAGGACAAGCAUGCCAAGCAACUGGCCGAGAAGCUGGCGGCCCGGCUCUCGCGCUGCGACAACGAGCGCGACUGGAACGAUGUUGCGUUUGCGCUCGGCCUGCUGCAGCACAAGAACGAAGACAUUGCCAAGGUUGUGUCGGAAGGGUUCCGGAUGGUGCAGGCGCCCGCGUAAUGGAGGGCCUGUGGUUGUUUGUUUUAGCUUGAAUAUGUGCUGGCUGUCAGGGUGCUUUGGUCUAUUGGCGUAUGGCGCAGUAUCUAUACCUCCACUGUUCGACGUUUUUAGCAUAAUGGCGUGGGAUGUUUACUUCUUGCUGGGGGUCGGGAUAAGAGACGUCUGGGAUAUUUUCCCUUUGUAUUAUUUGAGUAAUAAUGAGAAGAACUAACGACCAUCUCUUUGUAUUAUUCGAGUAAUAAUGAGAAGAACUAACGACUAUC